Molecule: messenger RNA, 4554 nt
Organism: Penicillium hordei
Lineage: Eukaryota; Fungi; Ascomycota; Eurotiomycetes; Eurotiales; Aspergillaceae
Product: ankyrin repeat domain-containing protein
Exons: 1
Coding region: 1-4554 (1517 amino acids)
Biological process (GO): lipoprotein metabolic process; lipid transport
Cellular component (GO): extracellular region
Molecular function (GO): protein binding; lipid binding
Source: RefSeq, a predicted model, not a curated record
AUGCCAUCCUGGGAAAAGAAUGGAAAGAGUCUCCCACAAGAGGUUGAUGAGCUAUGGCGGGUCUUUAUAGCGGCAACAUCAUCUGACGUACCGUUUAAGACGAUAUGUAUUUUUGAUGCACUUGAUGAAUGCCGUGAGAUUGAUCAGGGUCGAUUGAUUCAGAAGCUCCAGUCCUUCCACCGCCAGCCAUGUUCAUCAACACAAGAUACCUGUUUGAAAUUUCUAGUUACUAGUCGUCCCUAUGACCACAUCCAGAAUCGCUUCCAAGCGACCACGGACUCUUUCCCACAUCUGCACUUGAAGGGGGAGGAAGAAAACGAUCAAAUCCAUAAGGAAAUAGAUCUGGUUGUGAAGAUGCGAAUAAAAGAGCUGGCCGAAGUAGCAUCGUUGUCGUGGGAUAUACAGCAGCGACUCGAGCAACAAUUGUUACAAAUGGAACACCGCACCUAUCUUUGGCUACAUUUGGCUAUUGAUGACAUUCGAUCGACAUUCGAGAAUAGCCUUUACCCUGCCAAGGAAUCAGUCCAAAUGAUACCUCCUUCGGUGAAUAAGGCAUACGAAAAGAUUCUUAGUCGAGUGCCUCCUAACCAAAAAUGCACGGUGAGAAAAGUCCUACAGAUCAUUGUUGGAGCAAGGCGGCCUUUGAAAACAGCGGAAAUGGCCAUGGCGCUGGGUUUGGCUCUCUCCCCACAGUCGAAAGCUGCAGCACAGGCUAGAGUGGAUUCACUGCAGCUAGAGAAGAAGCUCCGUCGUUUAUGCGGCCUUUUUGUUUUCAUCAAUGACUCCAAGAUAUACCUCAUUCACCAGACCGCAAGGGAGUUUCUAAUUGAGAAGGCAUAUUCGAACGAUCUCAACUUCCCAUACUCGUGCAGCCCGAGUGAUGUUGAAAACCAACUGGCUCUAGUAUGUAUCAGAUACCUAUUGAUGGAGGAUUUGGAAGGCUAUAACUGCGAGUCGCGCGAUUCUCGGUGCUUUUUGGAAUAUUCAGCUAUAUAUUGGCCCGAUCACGUACGAAACAUGACUUUCACUUCCCAAGAGGUGACUGAUCGGCUGCAUCGAUUAUAUGAUAUAAGUGGAAAGCGAUUUGCACUAUGGUUUCCAAUCUUUUGGAAUGCAGUGAAGCCAUACCCGAUGGCCGGUAAAAUGGAUUCACUACAGCUGGCAGCAUUUAACGGUCAUGAGCAGCAAGUUAGCUCACUACUUGCUGGAAGCGAAUGGGGUAUUGAUACGCCAGAUGAUACCCGAAUACACCCGAUCACGUGGGCUUCACUUAAUGGGCACGGUAAAAUUGUUCAGUUGCUACUAGAGCAAGGAGCCGAUGUCAACGCCCAGGAUGGACAAUACGGAAAUGCUCUCCAGGCUGCUUGUUUUAAUGGACACGACAUGAUUGCACAGAUGCUGCUAGAGCGAGGAGCCGAUGUCAACGCCCAGGGUGGACAAUACGGAAAUGCUCUCCAGGCUGCUUGUUCUAAAGGACACGACAAGAUUGCACAGAUGCUACUAGAGCGAGGAGCCGAUGUCAACGCCCAGGGUGGAGACUACGGAAAUGCUCUCCAGGCUGCUUGUUCUAAAGGACACGACAUGAUUGCACAGAUGCUACUAGAGCGAGGAGCCAAUGUCAACGCCCAGGGUGGAUACUACGGAAAUGCACUCCAGGCUACUUGUUCUAAUAGAAACGACAAGAUUGCACAGAUGCUGCUAGAGCGAGGAGCCAAUGUCAACGCCCAGGGUGGAUACUACGGAAAUGCACUCCAGGCUACUUGUUCUAAUGGAAACGACAAGAUUGCACAGAUGCUACUAGAGCGAGGAGCCGAUAUCAACUCCCAGGGUGGAUACUACGGAAAUGCACUCCAGGCUACUUGUUCUAAAGGACACGACAAGAUUGCACAGAUGCUGCUAGAGCGAGGAGCCAAUGUCAACGCCCAGGGUGGAUACCACGGAAAUGCUCUCCAGGCUACUUGUUCUAAAGGACACGACAAGAUUGCACAGAUGCUGCUAGAGCGAGGAGCCGAUGUCAACGCCCAGGGUGGAGACUACGGAAAUGCACUCCAGGCUACUUGUUCUAAAGGACACGACAAGAUUGCACAGAUGCUGCUAGAGCGAGGAGCCGAUGUCAACGCCAAGGAUAGACGAUACGGAAAUGCUCUCCAGGCUGCUUGUUCUAGCGGACACGACAAGAUUGCACAGAUGCUGCUAGAGCGAGGAGCCGAUGUCAACGCCAAGGAUAGACGAUACGGAAAUGCUCUCCAGGCUGCUUGUUCUAAAGGACACGACAAGAUUGCACAGAUGCUGCUAGAGCGAGGAGCCGAUGUCAACGCCCAGGGUGGAGACUACGGAAAUGCUCUCCAAGGUACUUGUUCUAGCGGACACGACAAGAUUGCACAGAUGCUACUAGAGCGAGGAGCCGAUAUCAACUCCCAGGGUGGAUACUACGGAAAUGCUCUCCAGGCUGCUUGUUUUAAUGGACACGACAAGAUUACACAGAUGCUACUAGAGCGAGGAGCCGAUGUCAACGCCCAGGGUGGAGACUACGGAAAUGCUCUCCAGGCUGCUUGUUUUAAUGGACACGACAAGAUUACACAGAUGCUACUAGAGCGAGGAGCCGAUGUCAACGCCAAGGAUAGACGAUACGGAAAUGCUCUCCAGGCUGCUUGUUCUAAAGGACACGACAGGAUUGCACAGAUGCUGCUAGAGCGAGGAGCCGAUAUCAACGCCCAGGGUGGACUAUACGGAAAUGCUCUCCAAGGUGCUUGUUCUAAAGGACACGACAAGAUUGCACAGAUGCUGCUAGAGCGAGGAGCCGAUGUCAACGCCCAGGGUGGAGACUACGGAAAUGCUCUCCAAGGUACUUGUUCUAAAGGACACGACAAGAUUGCACAGAUGCUGCUAGAGCGAGGAGCCGAUGUCAACGCCAAGGAUAGACGAUACGGAAAUGCUCUCCAGGCUGCUUGUUCUAAAGGACACGACAGGAUUGCACAGAUGCUGCUAGAGCGAGGAGCCGAUAUCAACGCCCAGGGUGGACUCUACGGAAAUGCUCUCCAGGCUGCUUGUUUUAAUGGACACGACAUGAUUGCACAGAUGCUGCUAGAGCGAGGAGCCGAUAUCAACGCCCAGGGUGGAGACUACGGAAAUGCUCUCCAGGCUGCUUGUUUUAAUGGACACGACAUGAUUGCACAGAUACUACUAGAGCGAGGAGCCGAUGUCAACGCCCAGGGUGGACAAUACGGAAAUGCCCUCCAAGGUGCUUGUUCUAAAGGACAUGACAAGAUUACACAGAUGCUGCUAGAGCGAGGAGCCAAUGUCAACGCCCAGGGUGGACAAUACGGAAAUGCUCUCCAGGCUGCUUGUUCUAAAGGACACGACAAGAUUGCACAGAUGCUGCUAGAGCGAGGAGCCGAUAUCAACACCCAGAGUGGACUCUACAGAAAUGCACUCCAGGCUGCUUGUUUUAAUGGACACGACAAGACUGCACAGAUGCUGCUAGAGCGAGGAGCCGAUGUCAACGCCCAGGAUGGACAAUACGGAAAUGCUCUCCAGGCUGCUUAUUUUAAUGGACACGACAUGAUUGCACAGAUGCUGCUAGAGCGAGGAGCCGAUGUCAACGCCCAGGGUAGACAAUACGGAAAUGCUCUCCAGGCUGCUUGUUCUAAAGGACACGACAAGAUUGCACAGAUGCUACUAGAGCGAGGAGCCGAUAUCAACGCCCAGGGUGGACUCUACAGAAAUGCUCUCCAGGCUGCUUGUUCUAAAGGACACGACAAGAUUGCACAGAUGCUGCUAGAGCGAGGAGCCAAUGUCAACGCCCAGGGUGGAUACUACGGAAAUACACUCCAGGCUACUUGUUCUAAAGGACACGACAGGAUUGCACAGAUGCUGCUAGAGCGAGGAGCCAAUGUCAACGCCCAGGGUGGAUACUACGGAAAUGCACUCCAGGCUACUUGUUCUAAUGGACACGACAGGAUUGCACAGAUGCUGCUAGAGCGAGGAGCCGAUAUCAACGCCCAGGGGGGACUAUACGGAAAUGCUCUCCAAGGUGCUUGUUCUAAAGGACACGACAAGAUUGCACAGAUGCUGCUAGAGCGAGGAGCCAAUGUCAACGCCCAGGGUGGAUACUACGGAAAUACACUCCAGGCUACUUGUUCUAAAGGACACGACAAGAUUACACAGAUGCUACUAGAGCGAGGAGCCGAUGUCAACGCCCAGGGUGGACAAUACGGAAAUGCCCUCCAAGGUGCUUGUUCUAGCGGACACGACAAGAUUGCACAGAUGCUACUAGAGCGAGGAGCCGAUGUCAACGCCCAGGGUGGAUACUACGGAAAUGCUCUCCAGGCUGCUUGUUUUAAUGGACACGACAUGAUUGCACAGAUGCUGCUAGAGCGAGGAGCCGAUAUCAACGCCCAGGGUGGACGAUUCGGAAAUGCCCUUCAAGCUGCUCGUAAGCGAGGAUACCACCAUAUUGUGCGAAUUCUCCAGGGACAUCCUAAUGCUGACCACUCGCCCUCCCAUUCUCGUGCUUCGAAAAGACUCAAGGUUUCAUCAGUUUCCCAUAUUUAG